CUUUUUGUUCAUGAGAAUUCAUGAGAAGCCAAAAAAAAAGCUGAUAUUCUUUUCUCCGCUUUGGGUUGGUCUUGAUAGCACGGUGUAAAAAAAAAAAGAAAGCGUCUUCAUUUAAACUGCUGGUAUUGUUCUUUUUCCCUCACUGCACGUUCCAACCGUGUCCAUGGAAUUUGCACCACCACCACCUUUGGGAUUUCCGUGCAUCGACUUUGUACGCGAUCGUGUAAAAACAGUAUUUGACCAACUCAGCCAAGAACAAGCCGACGUUCGCCACAGCUCCGGAGAGGAUCUCGUCAUUCGCCAUUUUGAAGUACCCUCUUAUGUCACCUCUUCUUUGCCAAGAAAACCGAAAACCAAGGCAUGCUUAUCUUGCAAGAGCAGAAAACUAAAAUGCGACGGAGAGCAACCGUGUGUUCGUUGUAUAGACGCCGGUGAAUCAUGCCAAUAUCCGCCUGGCAUUCAACCUCUCCCAAAAUCGACGGUAGCCGACUCGCGCUUGACCACAUCCGGUUCGUCCCAUCGUUCUUCUGACCACACCGUUAGCGCAGAUCAAUCCAUAUCAUCUGCUUCUCACACAAUGCAUUCACAUCAUGACAUCCUAUCACGUGUAAAUAUUCAGCAACCGCUCAUCACCAACCGAUUCGGUCACUACAUGGGUGAGACAUCCUUCUACUAUGAAGUGUCCGACACGGCACCAUCCAUGAUUGAAAAAUUUCCCUCCAUAGCGAAUAUGCGAGCACCCACAUUCAGUCUGGACGAUCAAGCCUAUUUAAUCGAUCUGUAUUUCUCAUUUUCUCAUCCCUAUGCGCCCAUCAUCAGCAAAGUCAGUCUAAAACAACAAUUGUAUCAAUGGCAACUCGGCAAUCCGACAUUUCUCUCACCGUUAUUCUUCUUUGCCUUUUUCGCUUUUGCUUCCACAUUUUCCGAUCGAGCCGACAUUACGGACAAGGGACAAAAACUGUUGACUUACUGCAACGCUCUGCGUGAUGUAUACUUGGACAAACCGCGGGUCAGCACGAUUCUUGCCCUGUUACUCAUGGCUCAGCAUUUGGAGCAACAAAAGCUGCAUGAAAAAUUGAGCCGCGUAUGGAUAUGGUCUGGAGAAGCGUUCCGUAUGACACAAGAUAUGGGCCUGCAUCGCCAAUGUAACACAACAGUCGACGGAUUUUGUAAAGAAUUACGAAUUCGGGCAUUCUGGAUUGCAUUCAUGGCCGAUCGAUGUUUGGCAAUGGUUUACGGUAGACCUCUCGUAUUCGAUGAAAGGGACAUCACUGUCCCCAUUCCAAGUUUUACCGAGUACGAUGCAGAGGAGGAUCAACAGUGGAUUACAAACUUUGCCGUGUUCAUUGAUCUGAGCCGGAUUUCGGGGCGUCUCAUUAAGAAUUUCUAUAUGCCUCAAUCUCCUAUUGAAGGCCCUUCCACGCCAUGAGGUCAACUCUUGAUAAUUGGAUUUAUUCAUUGUUCAACGAGAAGCCAAAGGAAGAUGACGAUGGUGCCGAUACGGAUGAAAUGCUGUCCGACAGUUUAGCAAUGACUCAGCAGCGAUUUGACACGCAAAAGCAGAUGUGGCUUCACGGAUUGCUCAUUCUCCUUCAUUCGCCCUUUAUGAAUCAUGAACUGGCGCAGAAAUCCGUCUCCUCUUCCACUAGUCUCGAAAUAUGCUAU
Messenger RNA from Radiomyces spectabilis, 1665 nucleotides. Its product is annotated as fungal-specific transcription factor domain-containing protein. Gene Ontology annotation, molecular function: DNA-binding transcription factor activity, RNA polymerase II-specific; zinc ion binding; DNA binding. Gene Ontology annotation, biological process: DNA-templated transcription; regulation of DNA-templated transcription. Gene Ontology annotation, cellular component: nucleus. Lineage: Eukaryota; Fungi; Mucoromycota; Mucoromycetes; Mucorales; Radiomycetaceae. The record is from RefSeq and is a predicted model, not a curated record. Bases 164 to 1429 code for a protein of 421 amino acids. The transcript is spliced from 3 exons.